Messenger RNA from Numida meleagris (helmeted guineafowl), 5384 nucleotides. It is a transcript of the gene ARHGAP23, whose product is annotated as Rho GTPase activating protein 23. The coding region runs from base 1434 to 5384 and encodes 1316 amino acids. Gene Ontology annotation, biological process: signal transduction. The record is from RefSeq and is a predicted model, not a curated record. Gene Ontology annotation, molecular function: protein binding; phospholipid binding. The transcript is spliced from 25 exons. Lineage: Eukaryota; Metazoa; Chordata; Aves; Galliformes; Numididae.
CCGGCGCUAAGUGCUCUGCGAUGGGCAAACAGCGCCGGGGUUGGGUCCCUGUGUCGUGGGUGUGUGGUGGCUGUGGCUCUGCCGUGCCCGUGACACGGGGACGCGUGUCCCCAUCGCAGCGGGUCGGUGCCGCCGCCGGUGUCUGCUGGCGGAGCGCUGUCUGUGCUGCUUACCGUCAGCGGGGCACAUUCAGCUGUCAGCUUAAAAAUAAUCCAGCGCGCCGGCGGCCGGCACAAUGGAGGGCGCAGAUGGGGACGGGUACCCUGGGAAGUUGGGGGCUGGGGGGGGGGAAGGUGCGUGGCCCGGGGUCCCCGUGGCUGUGGGGCACCCGCUGCUGUCACACGUUGGGUCCCUGCAGUGCAGGGAGGGCUCGGGGUGCUGGGGGGGUGUAGGGCGGGGGUCGUGGCUUUGUUGCGCUGUGGUUUCAGGCUGGCUGGGUUGGAGCAUCGCAGCUCUUGGGGUGUCCCCAAGCGCUCCCUGUGCCGCUGGCUUCUGGGGUCGGAGCACCUGGGGCUGCUGCUGCUGGAGGAUGCAGGAGCCCUUCGGUGGGGGCUGUGGGGCUGCUCCGUGCCCUCCCACGUGCCCCGGACCCACGCUGGGACUGUGCAGGACACACACGGGGGUGCAGGGAGCCCCAUUUACCCACCGGCAGCAAAAAGGCCGUGCUCAGCACAGGCGGAGACAAAGGCUUUUUGUGCCUCGGCCCUUUGUGUCCCUCUUCCCUCCCCGCCUGGCUUCUGCCUCAUCUCUCCCCAUUCGUCACCUCGCCACCGGUCCCUCGCAGGGAGACGGAUUCUGAAUUUGAACACCAUGGUUGGGGUGGGGGGGGGGGCGAGGGGGGCAAACCCCACAUACAGCGCAGUGCUGGUGCUGCAGUGUGAGCGGGGCUGGCAGGGAUGGAGCCGAACCCCAGGGCCGUAAUUACUGCUCCAAGAGUGUGGUCUGCUGCUCGUUGUGCUCUGUGCUGCAGAGGGGGGGGGUAGGGGGGGAUGGGGGGUGUGGAUACAGCUGAUGCCCAUCCAGAUGUGCCACCUCGAAGUGCAGAGAUGUCCCUGCUGCAAACCUGGACUUUCUGCCCCACUGUCCCCACCAUGACCAUGACCCCCCCCCCCACCCUCAGUGCAUGUCUCCCUUCUCUGCCACGGAGCCUUCCCCCCGCCCCCCGUGCCCUCCUGGGUUAUCUCACAGACACAAUCCCCUCCUGUAUUCCCUGCUUUCUGUGCUCACCCCCCCUGCUGCCCCCUUCCAGGUCCCAUCCAUACCCCGAGCUCAGCUCAUUCCAGCCCCCCCCUGUUUAUUUUCCCCUCUCCCAGAACAUCACUUUGGGCUCUGGGAGCUGCCGUUCAUGCAGUGGGGCUGCAAGUCAGGAGGGGUUUCCUAGGGGCAGAUCGCAGCCCCCCCCCCCAGCAUGGGGCACAGCGUGACAUCUCCCCAUGAAUGUGACAUCUCCCCAUGAAUGUGACAUCUCCUCGUUGCCCCCACAGCCGACGCCGGGCCGCAGAGAUGGGGCGUCCCCGAAUGACAACGCGCCCCUGGAGGGGGCCUUCCCCUGGGGGGGCCCGAAGACGGUGGUGCUGCGGAAGAGCACGCAGGGGGGGGGGUUCGGCUUCACCCUCCGCCACUUCAUCGUUUACCCCCCCGAGUCGGCGGUGCACUCCCCCUCCAAGGAGGAGGAGAAUGGGAACCGAGCAGGUCCCCCCCGGAGCCGCCUGGAGCCCAUGGACACCAUCUUUGUGAAGAACGUGCGGGAGGACGGCCCGGCGCACCAGGCGGGGCUGCGCACCGGGGACCGGCUGGUCAAGGUGAACGGGGAUAGCAUCAUUGGGAAAACCUACUCGCAGGUCAUCGCUCUCAUCCAGAACAGUGACAAUGUGCUGGAGCUCUCCAUCAUGCCCAAAGAUGAGGACAUCCUCCAGCUGGCCUAUUCGCAGGACGCCUACCUGAAGGGCAACGAGCCGUACUCCGGUGGGGCUCAGAGCAUUCCCGAGCCCCCCCCCAUCUGCUACCCACGCAAGACGUACCCCUUCCAGGCACGGGGCUCCGAGCCCCCACCAGACCCCCGCGCCCACCACCCCGCCGGCCCCUCGUCCCCGCGCAGCGCUGCCCACGGCAAGGCGGGGGGCAGCCCCGCACACCGCCCGGAGGAUCCACGCGCCGGGGGUCCCCCGCAUCAUCCCGCAGCGCCCCGCGGCUGCCCCCAACGCUACGGGGUUCCGCCCGCCGCCCCCUCCUGCUACGGGACCCCCAAGCACGUGGCCGAGCACCGGACUCACUGCGGCCCCCGGGAGGGCAGCGUGCGGGCGCCGGGCCGCCAGGAAUGCCAGCGGGCGCUGUCGCGGUGGUUCUGCAGCCAGGAGCCGCGGCGCAGCGCCUCGGAGGAGCGCCGGCACGCCAUGCCGCCCCGUUCCCGCAGCGUGUCCCAGGAGCGGCUGGGGGGGGGCUCGGCGACCCCCCGGGGUUGGCCCCAUAGCGCCUCGCACGACACCCUCCUGCAGCCCCACCGCGAGGCGUGGGCGCAGCACCGAGCGCGCUCCGAGCAUCACCUGGGCAGGUGCGGGCGCUCCAUGGAAGCUCUGGAACCCUCGGCUCUGCUCUCCCCGCGCCUCGACCGCUCCGCGUGGCGUCCCGACGGGCUCUGCAGGGCCACGGCCGCGGGGCCGCCCGGCGUGCACGGCUCCUUUGUGCCGUCCUCCUCCUCCUCCUCCUCCUCCCCGCGGGACCCGGCGGUGCAGAAGCACCCGUCGCAGCCCAACCUGCAGAGCGUGGACGACGCGGGUUACAUCGGCUACCGCAGCUACAGCCCGUCCUUCCAGCGCCGCACCGGGCUGCUGCACGCCCUGUCCUUCCGCGACCCGACCUUCGGCGGACUGCCCACCUUCAGCAUCGCGCACGCCGCGGCCCCCGCCGCCGCCCGCCCGCCCGAGGAGCGGCGCGAAGAAGUGGUGCUGCGGCAGAAGCCCCCCACGGGCCGCAAGGUGCAGCCCCCGCUGCGGCAGAUGAACUUUGCGUUCGCCGAGAGGGGGAAGGAGGCGGAUGGUUGUGACCCCCCCGCGGCCGGGGGCAGAGAGGAGAGGACGGCGGGCGAGCGGGCGGGCCGGCGCGUGGCCCCGUUGGCGGCCCCCGAGGACUCGCUGGCCUUCAUCCCCUUCAUCGACGAGCCCACCAGCCCCAGCAUCGACCUGAAGGCCAAGCACGUCCCCGCCUCCUCCGUCGUCUCCAGUGCCAUGAACUCGGCGCCCGCCGUGGCCACCAGCCCCUCCUCCUCGCCCACCUUCGCCUUCGCCCUGAGCAGGCACUACUCCCAGGACUGCAGCAGCAUCAAGGCCGGCCGCCGCUCCUCCUACCUGCUGGCCAUCACCACCGAGCGCUCCAAGUCGUGCGACGACGGGCUGAACACGUUUCGGGACGAGGGGAAGAUCCUCAGGAGGAUGCCCAGCCGGGUCCCCAGCCUCCGCAUGCUGAGGAGCUUCUUCACCGAUGGGUCUCUGGACAGCCUCGGUACGUCUGAAGACACCCGCUCCAAACGGCACUCCACCUCCGACCUGUCGGACGUCACGUUCAGCGACGUCAGGAGGGAGGGCUGGCUGCACUACAAGCAGAUCCUCACCAAAAAGGGGAAGAAAGUUGGCGGAGGCCUCCGGCAGUGGAAGCGCAUCUUCGCGGUGCUGCGCGCCCACUCGCUGUACCUGUGCAAGGACAGGCGGGAGGCGGUGAGCUGCGGCCCGGCCCCAGGUGAGGAGGAGCAGCCGAUCAGCAUCCGAGCGUGCCUGGUGGACAUCUCCUACAGCGAGACCAAGAGGAAGCACGUCUUCCGCCUGACGACCGCUGACUUCUGUGAAUAUCUCUUUCAGGCAGAGGAUCGGGAAGACAUGCUGGCCUGGAUCAAAGUCAUCAGGGAGAACAGCAAGGCCGAGGGCGAGGACCCCGGUUUUGCCAGCCAAGCACUUAUCAACAAGAAGCUCAACGACUAUCGGAAAGUGAGCCCGGCGGGUGCCAAGCCCGACUCCUCGCCCAAGGGCUCCCGCGGGCUGGGGAUCAGAGCAGAGUUCCUGAAGCAGACGGGAACCAGCGCGCCCCGGUCCCCGAGGCAGGAUGCGGCCGUCACCAAAGAUGAAAGCAGCUCCCAAAAAGCCCCUUGGGGCAUCAACAUCAUGAAGAAGAACAAGAAAUCUGCCCCUCGCGCCUUCGGUGUGAGGCUGGAGGACUGCCAGCCCGCCCCGGACAACAAGAACGUCCCCCUGAUCGUCGAAGCCUGCUGCAAGGUGGUGGAGGACCGCGGCCUGGAGUACAUGGGCAUCUACCGCGUGCCCGGGAACAAUGCCGUGGUGUCCAGCCUGCAGGAGCAGCUCAACAAGGGAGCCACCGAGAUCAACCUGCAGGACGAGCGCUGGCAGGACCUGAACGUCAUCAGCAGUCUGUUAAAAUCCUUCUUCCGAAAGCUGCCCGAGCCCCUCUUCACCGAUGAUAAAUACAACGACUUCAUUGAGGCCAACCGGAUAGAGGAUGCCAGCGAGAGGAUGAGGACGCUGCGGAAGCUGAUCCGGGACCUGCCAGGGCACUACUACGAGACGCUCAAGUUCCUGGUGGGUCACCUGAAAACCAUCGCGGACCACUCGGAGAAGAACAAGAUGGAGCCCCGAAACCUGGCGCUGGUGUUCGGCCCCACGUUGGUGAGGACGUCCGAGGACAACAUGACGGACAUGGUGACGCACAUGCCCGACCGCUACAAGAUCGUGGAGACCCUCAUCCAGCACUCAGACUGGUUCUUCAGCGACAAGGAGGACAAGGGUGAGAAGACCCCGGUGGAUGAGAAGGAGGCUCAGUCCGUGCCCAACAUCGAGUACCUGCUGCCCAACAUCGGCCGGACCCCGGCGCCCGGUGAUGCUCCAGACUCGACCCACAGCGGCUCCGCCAAACUGAAGGGCACGUGGCCGUCGCGGAAGGAGCCGUCGCCCCGCGAGCUCCCGGCCAUCCCCUUCAUCUCCGCCGUCGCCCGCAAGAGGAAGAAGUGGCACGAGGCCGAGUGCUUCGGCAGCAGCACCGACGACGACGCGGAGCACAGGGACGCGCGGGGCCGGGGGCAGGAGGAGGCCACGGCCACCGCACCGCGAGCCGGCGGCGGAACCCCAGGCACCGGGAAGGAGAACGCCGCGGAACCCGGCGACCCCGGGCAGGAACCGGCAGCCGACGCCCGCUCCAUCGUGUCGGGGUACUCCACGCUGUCCACCAUGGAGCGCAGCCUGAGCUCCGAGGUGCAGUCGGUGGCCGAGAGCCGCGGGGAGGAGGCGGACGAUGAGCGCAGCGAGCUGAGCCACGCCGAGACGGACACGGAGAGCCGAGAGGUGGCGCGGGGCUGCGAUGCGCAGCGAGGGUUGUCCCAGUGA